GGGCGCGCGAGGGAGAGGAGAGCUAGCCAGUUGAGGGAUUGACACAAAUGGUCAGGCGGCGGCGGAGGAGGAGGAGGCGGAGGCGCAGGGGGGAGCCGAGGCUGCUGGGCUGCCGAGAGUUGCGCGCUCUACCCGGCCGCCGCCACUAGCGCGGCGCCGCCAGCCGGGAGCCAGCUAGCCGAGGGCCAGGAAGGCGGGACGCGACCCCGGCGCGCCCGAGCCACCCGGGCUCUCCCCGCAGCCCGCGCUUCAUGAAUCGCAAGUUUCCGCGGCGGCGGCGGCUGCGGGACGCAGAGCGGGAGCCGGUGGAGAGGGCCGAGCACUGCUCGGGCUCGACGGAGGGCACCGGCGGGGAGGAGAUCGCCCCGGCCUCAGGGGAAGCAGCCGCCGGCCGCGCCACAGCCAGCCCCAGCCGAGAGGCGCCAAGAAAGGAGCCGAGAAAGUAUGGCUGAGGAGGAGGCGCCUAAGAAGUCUCGGGCCGCCGCCGCCAGCGGCGCAAGCUGGGAACUUUGUGCCGGGACGCUCCGCACUGGACCGGUGGCGGAGGGGAGCGGGGACGUGGGCAGCCGCCGCCGUCCUCCCCGAGUUGACUCCGGGCGCUUGGCGCGCGGAGUGCUACUACUGAUUUGGCUGCUGGAGGCUCCGCUGCUGCUGGGGGUCCGGGCGCAGGCGGCCGGCCAGGGGCCCGGGCCGGGGCAGCAGCCCCCGCCGCCUCAGCAGCAGCAGAGCGGGCAGCAGUACAACGGCGAGCGGGGCAUCUCCAUACCGGACCACGGCUACUGCCAGCCCAUCUCCAUCCCGCUGUGCACGGACAUCGCGUACAACCAGACCAUCAUGCCCAACCUGCUGGGCCACACGAACCAGGAGGAUGCGGGCCUCGAGGUGCACCAGUUCUACCCGCUAGUGAAGGUGCAGUGCUCCGCGGAGCUCAAGUUCUUCCUGUGCUCCAUGUACGCGCCCGUGUGCACCGUGCUGGAGCAGGCUCUGCCGCCUUGCCGCUCCUUGUGCGAGCGCGCGCGCCAGGGCUGCGAGGCGCUCAUGAACAAGUUCGGCUUCCAGUGGCCUGACACGCUCAAGUGCGAGAAGUUCCCGGUGCACGGCGCUGGCGAGCUGUGCGUGGGCCAGAACACGUCGGACAAGGGCACCCCGACGCCCUCGCUGCUGCCUGAGUUCUGGACCAGCAACCCACAGCACGGCGGCGGAGGGUACCGGGGGGGCGGCUUCGCGGGGGGCGCCGGCGCGUCGGAACGAGGCAAGUUCUCGUGCCCGCGCGCCCUCAAGGUGCCCUCCUACCUCAACUACCACUUCCUGGGGGAGAAGGACUGCGGCGCGCCCUGCGAGCCGACCAAGGUAUACGGGCUUAUGUAUUUUGGGCCGGAGGAGCUGCGCUUCUCGCGCACCUGGAUCGGCAUCUGGUCAGUGCUAUGCUGCGCCUCCACGCUCUUCACGGUGCUCACGUACCUGGUGGACAUGCGGCGCUUCAGCUACCCGGAGCGGCCAAUCAUCUUCCUGUCGGGCUGCUACACGGCAGUGGCCGUGGCCUACAUCGCCGGCUUCCUGCUGGAGGACCGGGUGGUGUGUAACGACAAAUUCGCGGAGGACGGGGCGCGCACAGUGGCGCAGGGCACCAAGAAGGAGGGCUGCACCAUCCUCUUCAUGAUGCUCUACUUCUUCAGCAUGGCCAGCUCCAUCUGGUGGGUGAUCCUUUCGCUCACCUGGUUCCUGGCGGCCGGCAUGAAGUGGGGCCACGAGGCCAUCGAGGCCAACUCGCAGUAUUUUCACCUGGCCGCCUGGGCCGUGCCGGCCAUUAAGACCAUCACCAUCCUGGCGCUGGGCCAGGUGGACGGCGAUGUGCUGAGCGGGGUGUGCUUCGUGGGGCUCAACAAUGUGGACGCACUGCGCGGCUUCGUGCUGGCGCCACUCUUCGUGUACCUGUUCAUCGGCACGUCCUUCCUACUGGCCGGCUUCGUGUCCCUCUUCCGCAUUCGCACUAUCAUGAAACACGACGGCACCAAGACCGAGAAGCUGGAGAAGCUCAUGGUGCGCAUCGGCGUCUUCAGCGUGCUCUACACGGUGCCAGCCACUAUCGUCAUUGCCUGCUACUUCUACGAGCAGGCCUUCCGGGACCAGUGGGAGCGCAGCUGGGUGGCCCAGAGCUGCAAGAGCUAUGCUAUCCCCUGCCCCCACCUCCAGGCGGGCGGCGCCCCGCCGCACCCGCCCAUGAGCCCUGACUUCACAGUCUUCAUGAUCAAGUAUCUUAUGACGCUGAUCGUGGGCAUCACGUCAGGCUUCUGGAUCUGGUCCGGCAAGACCCUCAACUCCUGGAGGAAGUUCUACACUAGGCUCACCAAUAGCAAACAGGGGGAGACCACCGUCUGAGACUGGGGACUCAGCCCAUUCCCAGCCCUCAGCCUGGUCCCAGCCACCCCAAAAUGCUGGCCCUAUGGAAUCCUUGCCAAGUCUGGCUACUCGAAGCUUUCUCAGUAGCCAUUCACUUUCGCGGGCUCCUUUUAACAACAAGGCUCCUGCAAAAGCUCUGUCCCUGGGGGCAAAGGGACUCGAGGGCCCAACUGCCAGAGCAGGAUGGACAGACCUCUCUUGCUCUGGUACCGGGACUGUAUGCUUUUAUGAUUGUAAAUAGCCUGUGUAAGAUUUUUGUAAGUAUAUUUGUAUUUAAAUGACGACCGUUCACGGGUUUUUCUUUUACUUUCCUUUUUUGUUUUUGGUUUAAAUUGUAAUUAUUUAGGGCGGUUUAACCAUUUGAGACUUUUUCUUCUUGCCCUUUGCAGAGUACCGCAGAGAGAAAACCAGAGCUCACUGCUCGUUGCUUCUGUUGGUGCUGGCCCGCCCCUCCCUGACGCGGGGUGGGGAGUGCUUGGGUUUGCACCGCCCGGAUCACUUUCCUGCUCCUCUGUCUGCUCCCUCCCUCCCCAUGCUUGCUGGGGUCUGGGAUCUUAAGGUACAGAACUCCACAAAGCUUGCAAGUCCGAGAGUGGAACCCCGCCCAUCCCAAGUCAGCCCUUGUCCGGGGCCAGAUUGCAAAGGCCUGUCCCUUAGACUAUCCGAAGCUGAAAUUUUCACUGUCCAGAACCUUACCCCUAGCUUCGAGGAGGCCCACGGAUGUGGGCACUGGCAGCUGCAGCCUCCCUCGCUCUGGCCUCAAACGCCCAGACACUCCCUUCUUCCACCUAAGUUGGUUAGAGGGUGAGUGGGAUAACCAAUGCCAAACUUUUCUUAAGUCUAAUUUUUGGUGGAUGAGCUCAUUUCAUUCUCCAGUGUCUAAAACCUGGUAUGGGUUCGCCCAGCGUCAUGGAAAGAUGUGGUUACUGAGAUUUGGGAAGAGGCAUGAAUCUUUGUGUGGGUUGGGAGAGACUGAAGAUGGGAGUUAUAAAAUGUUAAUUCUAAUUGCAUACGGAUGCCUGGCAACGUGCCUCUAGGAUUGAGACAGCCUGCAUAAAGAUGUACCGUUCUGUAAAAUGGAAAUGUUAGGUCACCUGGAAAGCUUUGUUAAGGAGCUGAUCUUUGCUUUCCUUAACAGGACAGCAAAACGGUAAACUGAAUAUGAAAACUUGAAGGAGAUUUCAGUGUAAUGGACGUCCUCAAAAUGAAGUGCUACUUUCUUAUUUUCAAUCAAAUAAUAAUUAGACAUAUAUCAGAAACUUUAAAAUGUAAAACUUGUACACUUUCAACAUAUUACUACGAUUAUUAUUCAACAACACAUUCUGAGGGAGAAACAAUCCACAUCACUAAUAAUAACCUGGUAAGAUUCCAGGAGGUAAAGGAGGUGGAAUAAUUGAUGGGAUUAGCUCCUGAAAUAAACAAAAUAUGGGCAUGCAUGCUAAAGGGAGAAUGUGUGCAGGUCUACUGCACUAAAUCCUGUGUGCUCCUUUUUGGAUUUACAGAAAUGUGUCAAAUGUAAAUCUUUCAAAGCCAUUUAAAAAUAUUCACUUUAGUUCUCUGUGAAAAAGACGAGAAAAGCAAUCCUCCUGAUGUAUUGUUUUAAACUUUAAGAGUUUAUCAAAAUGCCGGUACUUAGGACCUAAAUCUAUCUAUGUCUGUCAUACCCUAAAAUGACAAUGGUCUUUGAAUUUGGUAUGCAUUUAUUCUGUUCAUUAUCACAAAAUCAUCUAUAUUUAUAGAGGAAUAGAAGUUUAUAUAUAUAAUACCAUAUUUUUAAUUUCGCAAAUAAAAAAAUCAAAGUUUUGUACAAAAUUAUAUGGUCUUUGUGCCUGAAAAUAAUAGAGCUGGAACUGUAUGCACUAUGAACUACCUUUACAUUUUAUAGUGUCUAUAGCCAAUCCCACAGUAUACAAAUUCAGGAAUUUCAACGAAAAAGUCUAUCUUUAAACCUUCAGAUCAGUCCUUCCAAAGAAUUAACCGACUUGCAAUGUAGUGAUUGAUGUUGUGAAGUCCCUAGGAAAGAUCUGUUUCCAUGACAGUAACAAUAUAAAACAGAAGUUUGCAAAUUAUUUCUUUACUCAAAGAAGAUUAUUAAAAAGAGAACUCUAAUUUUAUUACAGCUUUUUUUCUUUUAAAGGGUAAA
Messenger RNA from Lagenorhynchus albirostris (white-beaked dolphin), 4543 nucleotides. It is a transcript of the gene FZD1, whose product is annotated as frizzled class receptor 1. The transcript has a single exon. Gene Ontology annotation, cellular component: plasma membrane. Gene Ontology annotation, biological process: canonical Wnt signaling pathway; non-canonical Wnt signaling pathway. NCBI's taxonomy places the organism in Eukaryota, Metazoa, Chordata, Mammalia, Artiodactyla, Delphinidae. The record is from RefSeq and is a predicted model, not a curated record. Gene Ontology annotation, molecular function: Wnt receptor activity; Wnt-protein binding. Bases 445 to 2379 code for a protein of 644 amino acids.